UCCUUGUUCAAGCGAGCGCGCGGGAAUAGCGGGUGGCGUCGCGUGGAGAGAAAUCCGCGGUUGGCUUUUGUCGGCGGGGAUACUUUGUAUAAAUACGACUGCUUGAAGUGGACGAAUGAAUUCAAGGGUGAAGCAGAAAGCUGAAGCAGACAAAUCUUUGACUGCAAAGGCUUCUGCAGGUAGUUCAAAUGGCCCAUUCCAGAGACAGACCCUUAAGAUGAUACAGCCGUCUAUUACAGGGUGUCUUGUUGGCAGGACAAAUAAGGUUCAGUCAUCAAUCAAGGGGAAACUCUGGAGUGAGCAGUCUAUCCCAAACGUGUCCAAAUCUGCUUCUGCAACAUCAGAACACAGAAACACAAAAGGUGUCAUCCAAGCUUCUGACCUCAUGGUAAAAGGCAAUCCUUCGUCUGUGUAUUGGAAAGAGUUGGCUGAAGAGAGGAGGAAAGCUCUAUACGAGGUGUUGCAAGAGAAUGAAAGGCUGCACAAAGAAAUUGAACUCAAAGAUGCUGAAAUUGCUUGUCUAAAGAAAGAGAAUGAAGAGCUUGCAGAGCUGGCAGGCCAUGUGCAAUAUAUGGCAAACAUAAUUGAGCAACUAACUGAACAGGCACCAGAAAGCUUUGAGACGCUGAAAACUCUAGACCCAGAGGAAACUGUACAUGAAAAUCCUCCUGCAGAAGAGAAUUUGGAUGGUGACUCUGGACAGGAAUGCUCACAGAUCUGUUCUACAGAGAACAUUACAGAUCUACGUACAUGUGAAACCAGUAAUCCUUAACACUGAGGCUGCUUGUAUCCUAUCAGUGCUUUAAGGGGUGAAUAAACUGCCAGAGAUGACUUGGGUAGGGCAGGAAUGAAAUCCUCUGAAAACUGAUAAUUUAAGAUCUAAAAUGUAAAUUGUGGCAAGUAAUUUGUACCAGUGCUAGUAACUGUAUCCUGUCUGAAUUGUUAACUGCAUCUGGCUGCUUGUGUAAGAUGGAAAUACUAUGUAUUUCACCAUGUAAAUAGUUUUUAUCCAUGUAUUAAUACAUUUCCUUUAACUGCCAAAUAAACUUAAUUG
Gekko japonicus is the source of this 1054-nucleotide messenger RNA. RefSeq names its product geminin, DNA replication inhibitor (gene GMNN). The transcript is spliced from 7 exons. NCBI's taxonomy places the organism in Eukaryota, Metazoa, Chordata, Lepidosauria, Squamata, Gekkonidae. Gene Ontology annotation, cellular component: nucleus. The record is from RefSeq and is a predicted model, not a curated record. Gene Ontology annotation, biological process: negative regulation of cell cycle; negative regulation of DNA replication. The coding region runs from base 116 to 772 and encodes 218 amino acids.